GAGGAGGGGCUGGGGGAGGGGCUGAAAGCAGACCACCAAGGGUUCAGGGAACAGAGGCUACUUACUUGGAUUGGGGGGGGGGCCACAAGAGGAAAGAAGAGGAGCAGUUGGGGAUCCAGUUGUCAGAGCUGGGGGACUUGGGGACGGCGGGGAAAAGCCAGGGCUGAGUGGGGGCUGGGACAAGAGCAGGCAUGGGGGUAGAGGGGCCCCUCGGGGUCAGCCCUCUCCUUCCUCUCUCCCCAGAUUCCAGUUCCUUCCCCCCAACCCUGACUCCUUGAACGUCACUGACAAUGGCAGCUAUUGCUAGGGGUGGGGCCACAGGCCUCCCCGCGUUUAGCGCGGCCCAGGGGAGUAGUGAGGGGUACCCCAGCCCCCUAUCUGCCUCCCCGCACAAUACUUGAACAUUCAUCUGUACUGAAGUGUUACUUGAACUGGGGGAACCUCGGACCUGAGGGAGCCGGAGUGUGAGGGGACAGGACCAGAUUGGACUGAGACUGGACUGGUGGCCACCCAGUUUGGACUGGGCCACCCCAGGCUCGCUGUUGUUUUACUGUAUUGAGCAGCUCCAGCCCUCCUGACUUGGGGUGGGGGGGUGGGGUGGGGUGCCAGCCCAGUGAUGGGGAAGAGGGCACUCCAACUUGGCUCUUUCCACGCUUUCAUCGUCAUGGAAACUUGUAUCCCAUUUGCCCAGGGAACUGCCACUCCUGGUUGCCAUGGAAAUAGCAGCCAAUGGACACCUCCCAAAGCCAGUUUAAGGCUGGAAAUGGCCCCUCUUAGUUGCCAUGGGAACUUAGUAACAGGCUCUUGGCCCUCCCCGGCCCCUUCCUCCAGUGCGGGGCGGAGCUUAGUGGCCGGGGGCGGGGUCGGGCCAGGUCCCGCCCCCUGGCCCGGGCCUCCGAGGGGGAGCCGGGUUGUACCAUGUAGGGGAGGGGGGAUCUAUCCACAUACCUCAGGUAACCGGGAGGUGCGCGGGUGGGGGGAGGGACUGGGCGGACCAAAGGCCAGAGGGAGGGGAUCCUGGGGGUCGCGAAAGGUUUGAGGAUGGGACCGCUUGGGGGAGGGGGAGGAGGCAGCCCGGCGAGGGACCAGAGGGGGACCCAGCCGGGCUGGGCCCCUGGGCCCCGGGUCUGUACAAUACGGUUUGCUAUAAAACUCAAAAUCUUCCAGCUGGGGCCGCCGAGUUCGUGUGUCUGUCUCCGGCGUGGGGGUCUGGGAGUGGACGGGAGUCAACAGUGUGUCCCCACGCCCAUGGGACUCUCGAAGGAGGGGCCUGUCUGCCGGGUUCACCCUGGAUGUCCCGCAUCUGAGCAUCGGGCCCCCGCUGCGCCCCUGCCGACGGUGGGGCUCGCCUUCCCGGACUUGAACUCAAGUUUUGGGGAGUCUGCUCUUCCGGGAGUGUCCAGGCCCCGGCCGGCUGGGCACCGACCCUGAUCUCGGAGACUGGAAUCCUGGGGUCCCCGGGGACUCGUGCCGCCGGCUCCCGGUACCCCCGACUCCACCCCAUCAUGUGGCCGCCGGGGCUCCGCCUCCGCCCCAGUUCCUGUUUCGGCCGCUGCUGUCCCGCUGCAGCCCGAGGGCUCCCGCCGACGCCGGCUCUUCCUGCCCGCCGGGCCGCCGCCUCCUGGCCGCCCGCGCCCGCAUCCUCGCUCGGCCCGCGGGGCGAUGGGGCCCGCCCCGCCCCGGCCCGGGCCCUGCUGGGGCCCCCGAGCCCGCGCAGCCCCUCCGUGAGCGCCCAGCCCGCCCGGUGCUGCAGCCCCCAGGAUGAAGAGCGGCGAGGGGGACGCGGGCGAGCAGGCCCCCCUGAACCCCGAGGCCGAGAGCCCCGCGGGCUCGGCCACCUACCGGGACUUCGUGCACCGCGGCUACCUGGACCUCAUGGGGGCCAGUCAGCACUCGCUGCGGGCGCUCAGCUGGCGCCGCCUCUACCUCAGCCGGGCCAAGCUCAAGGCCUCCAGCCGCACAUCCGCCUUGCUGUCGGGCUUCGCCAUGGUGGCCAUGGUGGAGGUCCAGCUGGAGAGCAACUAUGAAUACCCGCCGGGCCUGCUGGUGGCCUUCAGUGCCUGCACCACCGUGCUCGUGGCCGUGCACCUCUUUGCACUCAUGGUCUCCACGUGUCUGCUGCCCCACAUUGAAGCCGUUAGCAACAUCCACAACCUCAACUCUGUCCACCAGUCUCCACACCAGAGACUCCACCGCUACGUGGAGCUGGCCUGGGGCUUCUCCACGGCCUUGGGCACCUUCCUCUUCCUGGCCGAAGUUGUGCUGGUUGGCUGGGUCAAGUUCGUGCCCAUCGGGGCCCCCGUAGGCACCCCGGCCCCCGUGGUGGUGCCUGCCUCCCAGGUGCCUGGGACUCUGCCCCCGUUGGCCCCCUCCCUCAGCCCAGCUUCGAAGCCAUCUGUGGCCCCGUCUGAGCUGCCUAGGGGCUGCCCGCCCCCGAGGGUAUGUGGAGAUGGUGGGGGCCACGGGCCGGGCUGGCAGGCGGCCAUGGCCUCCACCGCCAUCAUGGUACCUGUGGGGCUUGUGUUUGUGGCCUUCGCCCUGCAUUUCUAUCGCUCCUUGGUGGCGCAUAAAACGGACCGCCACAAACAGGAGCUGGAGGAGCUGAGCCGCCUGCAGGGAGAACUGCAGGCUGUGUGAGGCUGCAGGGGGAACUGCACGAGGUGUGAGGCUGGUGUUCGCUGCUGCUGCUGCUGCUGCUGCUGCAAACACUGCCCCGCUCUGGGGCUGGCCAGAAGCUGCCCUGCCCGGAGCCACCCGGAGGAGCGGCGGUUCUCGGGCACAGAUUCCCGUUCCAGGCCCUGCGCCCAGGCUCGGGGCAGCACCCACACUCCCAGAGAUUUCUCUCCUUGGGUUUUGUAAGUUCUACUGCGUGCCUGCGCUGGAAGAAGCAAAGGUCUGAAGCUCCUGAAGUGUGUAGAGGUAACGCUCGGAGACCCUGUCAACGUGGGUGCUGACUCUGGGCCACGCACCCCUACCCAGGAGGAGUCAAAGAUUCUAUGCCUAGAUGAUGUCCAUUUUUUGCUUGAUCUUUGCAGAAUCUAUUUAAUCGUGAGAAACUUUUCCUCGCUCCCAAAUUUUAAUUGGGUCCCCCCUCUUGCUUCAGUUCCAGCAAGAGGGAUUUGGAUGUGCCAAAUCUGGGUGUAUCCCAGGCAGAGGGUCAACCUUUCCUAGGAGUCUCCCUAUUUCGGGGAGUUCAAAUGCUUGCCCCCACACCCGACACCCAUAUUUAUGCUUCUGUUUCUCACUCCAGGACCAAUGCUGGAGAGGAGAGGGUUCUGUGUACCCAGCCGAUCUCCUAGCAUGGUUUGGAAAAAGUUUUUUUUUAUUUUAUUUUUUUUUGGCCACACCUGGCUCUGCCCAGCCCAGGGCUUACUCCUGAACUCUGAGCUUAAGGAUCACUCCCGGUGGGGCUGGGGGACCAAAUGCAGUGCCAGGGAUACUGCGUACAGUAAGGGGCAAGUGCCCCACCCUUGUAGUAUCUCUAUGGCCCAGAAACGGUUUUGAGAAGACUCAGUCCCUAGCCCUUGGAACACCGAUAUUCUAACACUGCAUUGGUUUUUUUCUUUUUGGGUCACACCCAGUGAUGCACAGGGGACACUCCUGGCUCUGCACUCAGGAAUUGCUCCUGAUGGUGCUCGGGGGACCAUAUGGGAUGCUGGGGAUCGAACCUGGGUUGGCUGCGUGCAAGGCAAACGCCCUACCCGCUGUGCUAUCGCUCCAGCCCCCUAACACGGCGUUUUUGAUGCAUCAUUUUGUAUAAUAAAAUGUGUUUCACAGAUGUCCCUGUGGCUGUGAAUGGGGUAAAGUGGUU
This is a messenger RNA of Sorex araneus (European shrew), 3811 nucleotides long. RefSeq names its product ORAI calcium release-activated calcium modulator 3 (gene ORAI3). Gene Ontology annotation, cellular component: membrane. Gene Ontology annotation, biological process: store-operated calcium entry. The transcript is spliced from 2 exons. Gene Ontology annotation, molecular function: store-operated calcium channel activity. The coding region runs from base 1762 to 2637 and encodes 291 amino acids. The record is from RefSeq and is a predicted model, not a curated record. Lineage: Eukaryota; Metazoa; Chordata; Mammalia; Eulipotyphla; Soricidae.